AUGGAGGGUGCCGCUCCUUUCCUGUGGUCUCCAGAUUCAUGGUUUCCAGAUUUUUCUAAGGGAUUGGCAUUGUCCUGGGAUCCAAGUGCUAGUGUGUCGGAUGAACCAUUAAGUUAUCAGAUUCCAAAAACAAUUGAUACUAAUCUCAAAAGACAACUUUCUGGAGCUACAAGAGAUGCAGCAGCUGAGAAGAAAAGACGGAUUGACAAGGCCUAUCGUGAACGAUGUAAGGAAGAUAAGUUGAACACCAAGAUGAAAUUGGAUGCACUUACCAACGAAAAUGAUCGUUUAAGGAGAGAGAAUGAUUGCUUAAAAAAUGAAGAAGUUCGACUAACACAAGCUUUGCAACAUCAAAAAGAUGGGAUGAAUAAACUUGAAAAGGAAUUUGGCCAAUUAAAGGGCCAGCUUCAUAGUCAAAAUACGAUUGUGGAAGUGCUUUCAAAACGACUUGUAAGUGUUUCUCCAUUUUCUUCCUUUGCUCUUUUGUUUUACAAAACUAGCAUUUUAUAA
Molecule: messenger RNA, 510 nt
Organism: Dovyalis caffra
Lineage: Eukaryota; Viridiplantae; Streptophyta; Magnoliopsida; Malpighiales; Salicaceae
Source: the annotation of a GenBank genome assembly